Molecule: messenger RNA, 2535 nt
Organism: Daucus carota subsp. sativus
Lineage: Eukaryota; Viridiplantae; Streptophyta; Magnoliopsida; Apiales; Apiaceae
Exons: 1
Coding region: 1-2535 (844 amino acids)
Source: RefSeq, a predicted model, not a curated record
AUGGAGGCUGAUUGGAUAGGACUACCUAGGUACAGUGAAGCAUAUGUCAGUGGGAUUCAAGCAUUUGUGGAAUAUGCGUUUCCCCUUUUUUCCGUAGGUGAAGAAAUGAAGUGCCCCUGCAAGAAAUGUAAUGGUCAAUAUUGGCAUCGUCAGGAUGUGAUUUAUGAUCAUCUCAUUUGCAGAGGGCCUUCCGCUUUACAUGUCCAAUGGAUAUAUGAUGUCUCGCAAAAGAAAGUCGAAAAUAAUACUGCAAAUAUAGGUUCUGACUUUAUGGAUUGCGAAACGGGGUAUGAUUUUGGUGAUAAUUUAGAAGCGAUGGGGAAGAUGUUUGAGAAUUUAGACGAUGGACCAGGUACGGAGGCUAAAAAGAUUUAUCGGCAUCUGAAAGAGGGAAAACAACCACUAUAUCCCGGCUGCAAGAAAUUUUCUCGUUUAAGUUUUAUGAUCAGGCUUUACCAUUUAAAAUGUAGUAAUGGAAUUAGCAAUUCUGCUUUUGGGGAAUUAUUGGGGUUGAUAAAGGAUGCUUUCCCCGAAGCAAAUAUGCCUUUGUCCUUCAAUGCUGCGAAGGACAUGAUUAGGGACUUGGGCCUUCAUUACGAGAAAAUACAUGUUUGUCCCAAUAGUUGCAUGUUGUAUUGGGAAGCAAAUAAAAAUAAACAAGUCUGUGAUAUUUGUGGGGUAUCUAGGUGGGUUAUACAAGAGAAGAAAGGGUCUGCCCAUAAUAACGAUCCAGAGAAGUUAGUUACUAAAGUGCCAACAAACGUUAUGAGAUAUUUUCCACUAAAGCCUAGGCUACAAAGAUUGUUUCUGUCCAAGGAAUCUUCCAAAUUGAACACAUGGCAUGCAGCGGGAAGGACGGAAGAUGGGAAACUAAGGCAUCCGGCGGACGCCGAAACUUGGAACACAAUGGAUGCUAUGUAUCCUGAUUUUUCUUUGGAAAUUCGAAAUAUUUCACUAGGUGUAGCUGCUGAUGGAUUUAAUCCAUUUCGUUCUAUGAAUUUAAGUCAUAGUACAUGGCCAAUUCUACUUGAAAACUACAACCUCCCACCUUGGCUCUGCUUGAAACAGGAAAAUUUGAUUCUUUCAACGUUAAUAUCGGGACCAGAAUCUCCGGGAAAUAGUAUCGAUGUCUAUAUGCAGCCUUUGAUUGCCGAAUUGAAAGAAUUAUGGGAUGUCGGCAUCCAAACUUAUGAUGCCUUGACUGAUCAUAACUUUAAUUUACGGGCAAGGGUGCUUUGGACCAUUAGUGACUUUCCAGGAUACGCUAUGUUGUCGGGUUGGAGCACAAAGGGUAGACUAGCGUGUCCAAUAUGUCACUACGAAACUUGUUCUGAAUAUCUGAAACAUAGUAGAAAAAUGUGCUACAUGAAUCAUAGAAAAUAUCUCGAUCCUUCACACAAAUGGAGGUUUGACAAGAAAAGAUUCAAUGGGCAGAUUGAAACGAGGCAGAUUCCGGAUCCAUUAACGAGAAAGGAUAUCGAAGAAUUGUUGUUUGGGUUUGAAAAUCAAUUUGGGAAGAAACGCAAGGGAAUGGGAAAGAGAAAGCGUAAAAUCGACUCUCCUUUCAAAAAGAGGUCAAUAUUUUUUAAUUUGUCGUAUUGGAAACAUGUUCAACUUCGACACAAUCUUGACGCUAUGCACAUAGAAAAAAACUUAUGCGAAAAUAUAUUAGGUACUUUACUAAAUAUUGGUGGCAUGUCAAAAGUCCACUUGGGUGCUCGCUUUGAUUUGAAAGAAAUGGGAAUAAGGAAGUCACUUCACCCUGUUAAAGGUGCAGAUGGAGAGACUUACGAGAUUAUGGCAUCCAUCUUUGACAUGACAGAUAAGGAGAAAGAUGUCUUUUGCAAGCUGUUGAAGAAUGUGAAACUGCCUUAUGGCUGUGCUGCUAAUAUAAGUCGUUACGUGCACACAGACGAGAGAAAAGUAGUGGGGUAUAAAAGCCAUGACGCGCAUUUUAUCCUCCACUACUUGUUACAAUUUGCUGCAAAGAAAUCACUAAAACCUGAGGUGGAAAAGCCGUUGAUCAAAUUAAGUGAAUUUCUUAGAGGCUUAUGGAGCAAGGUGAUUGUCUUGGAUGAUAUUGAGAGGUUGCAAGAAGAAAUUGUUGAAAUUCUCUGUGAAUUUGAGAUAAUAUUCCCACCUGCCUUCUUUGACAUCAUGGUGCACCUACCUGUCCAUUUGUGUAAUGAAGUUAAAUGCGGCGGACCGGUGCACCUUCAGUGUAUGUAUCCUAUUGAGCGGUAUCUUGCAAAGCUUAAAUCAUAUGUACGUAAUAGGAGCAAACCAGAAGGCUCAUUUGCAGAAGGCUACCUAGCAGAGGAGUGUAUCACAUUUUGUUCAAGAUUUUUGCUUUGUGAAGAAGCAAAAGAAAAUACUGAUUUUGGAAGAUGUCCAACAAAUGUGACGUACCAUAUUGGAACAAGAAGGAAUAAGGAUGGCAAAGUUUUCCAAUUAAAAGAUUCAGAAUGGAAAGCAUGUCAUACCUACACUAUGUUCAAUAGCGGCAAUAAGGAAAUUGAGGCUUUGCUUGAGUAA